Terrapene triunguis (Three-toed box turtle) is the source of this 6416-nucleotide messenger RNA. RefSeq names its product phospholipase A2 receptor 1 (gene PLA2R1). Gene Ontology annotation, molecular function: signaling receptor activity. The coding region runs from base 121 to 4500 and encodes 1459 amino acids. The transcript is spliced from 30 exons. The record is from RefSeq and is a predicted model, not a curated record. Lineage: Eukaryota; Metazoa; Chordata; Testudines; Emydidae.
GCUGUGGUGGUCCGGGAAACAGCUGCAUAUCCAGGAUCGCCCUCUCCCUGAAAAGUGUGGUAUUCUUGCAUCGACUGAGUCCAUAGGAAAGUGUUUGCCAGGAGCUGUUACUCUGCAGAAAUGCUGUGUGUGCAGAUCCAACUCCUGGUUUGUUCCAUGCUGCUAGUUUGCUGCAGUUUGGCUGAAGACGAUGCAGCUUUGAGUCAAGACCAAGUGCCCUACUUUUUGAACAAAGGGAUGUUUAUCAUCCAAAGUGAACAUCUCAACCUGUGCAUUAAAGCAGAUACAUUUAGACUUGUUCUUGAAGACUGCAAUCAACUUUCCAAAUAUAUGUUGUGGAAAUGGGUAUCGAAACGUCAUCUUUUCAACAUAGGCAGAAGCACUUGUCUAGGACUGAACAUCAGUAAUGAAGAGCAACCAUUAAGCCUGUUAGAAUGUGAUUCUGCUCAGCAUUCAUUAUGGUGGAACUGUAAGGGAAAGCUGUUGGUUGGUGCAUCACAAUACAAACUAGCAGCUGAAAAUGGCAAACACGUUGUGGUAAAAAGAAUCACUAAUCACGAGUGGAAGCAGUACAUGUCCUAUGAUGAAGAUCUUUGUGAACGUCCAUUUCAAGAAACAUAUACCCUGCUGGGAAAUUCUCUUGGUCUCCCUUGUAUUUUUCCAUUUAAAUAUAAGAACAAAUGGUACUACGAAUGCACCAGAGAGAGCAGGGAAUUUUACUGGUGUGCCACAACAAGUCAGUAUGAACGAGAUGAAAAAUGGGGGUUUUGCCCAAAUGCUGAGCCUGGUAGUGAUAUUUUUUGGGAGAAGAACCCUGACACCCAAAUUUGCUACCAGUUCAAUCUUUUUUCUAUUCUUUCUUGGAAUGAGGCACGUGUUGCCUGUCAGACACAAGGAGGAGAUUUGCUGAGUAUUACAGACAUGGCAGAACAGAAGUAUAUAAGUGAGAAGUUAAGCACUAAAGGAAUUCUGCUAUGGACAGGGCUAAAUAGACUGGAUGAAUCUUCUGGCUGGCAGUGGUCCGAUGGAGCAUCAUUGGCAUUUGUGAACUGGAGAUCAAGUCUCACCAAUAGCGCACUUGGAGAAAAUCACUGUGUGGUGUUUAAUUCAAAGGCGCAGUAUGACUGGCAAAGUUAUAAAUGUGAAUCUGGAUUGCCUUAUGUAUGCAAAAAAUAUGGAAAUAGUACAGAAUAUGAAACAUUUGAUAUAUGGAAGUAUCAUCCUACCCGCUGUAACACUGGCUGGUAUCCCUACAACCGCAACUGCUACAAACUUCAUAAAGAGGAAAAGAGCUGGAAUGAGGCUUUACUCUCUUGCAAGACUGAUAAUAGCAAUCUCAUUAGUAUAACUUCCUUGGCAGAUGUGGAGUUAUUUAUUAACCUUCUUGAAGAUGAAAAUGUAACCGAAACAUGGAUUGGCUUGAACAGUAAUAAAACCCCAGUUAUUUUUCAAUGGUCUGAUGGCUCCUCAGUAACCUUCACUAACUGGCACAAACAAGAGCCUAAUAUCUUUCAGAGAACAAGUCAACUUUGUGUUUCAGCACAAGGAUCUGCAGGACACUGGCAAGUUAAAAAUUGUGAGGAUAGAUAUUUUUACAUUUGUAAAAUAGCAGGACAGCUUGAAAAUGACACGUCCAAGGAGGAAUCAGACUGUCCAGGCGGAUGGGAGAGACAUGGUGGAUUUUGUUACAAAAUCGACAAUACCCCUCGAAGUUUUGAACAUGCUUCCAGUGGCUAUUACUGUCCUCCUUCACUCGUAACAGUAACAAACAGAUUUGAACAAGCUUUUAUCAACAGUAUGAUUCGUAGCAUGGUGGAAACUGAUAACACCUAUUUUUGGAUAGCCCUACAAGACCUUAACAAUACAGGAGAAUACUUCUGGCUAACUACAGAGGGGAAGAAUCAGCCUGUGAGCUAUACAAACUGGAACAAGCAUCAGCCAAGCCAUUCUGGAGGUUGUGUUGUUGUUCGCAGAGGGCAGCCUCUUGGUUACUGGGAGGUGAAAAACUGUAAAAGCUUCAAAGCUAUGUCAUUGUGUAAACAAAAAAUUGAAUCAUAUGAAGAAAACGAGCCUAAUUUUGAAGAACCUUUGGAUAUAUGUUAUCCUGGAUGGGAAUCAGAAUCUAAUCUGCUCAACUGCUAUAAGGUAUUUCACAAUGAGAAAGUCCUGAUGAAAAGAACAUGGGAUGAAGCAGAAGCAUUAUGCCAAGAUCUUGGAGCACAUCUUGCCAGCUUUACCCAUGUCUAUGAAGAGGAUUUUUUGAACACGUUUUUAAACAAAAUGUUUGAUCGGGCUGAAGAAAGACAAUUCUGGAUUGGAUUUAACAAAAGAAACCCCUUGUCUGGAGGAACAUGGGAGUGGUCUGAUGGAACUCCUGUUAUAUCUGCAUUUUUACAGAGCAUAUAUGUUGAAGAUGAUUCUAGAAAUUGUGCUGCAUACAAAGUAAAUAGAACAAUCCUACCAUUGCAUUGCAAUGGGAAGCGUGAAUGGAUAUGCAAAAUACCAAAAGGUGUUAAGCCAAAGAGUCCACAGUGGUACAUAAAUGAACCACCAUGGUCUUAUUAUCAAGGAGCAGAAUACCUCUUUCAUAUUAGUGCCUCAGAGUGGACCAUCUUUGAGUUCAUCUGUGGUUGGCUUCGUGGUGAAAUAGUCACAAUACAAUCCUCUAAUGAACAAGAAUUUAUUCACAGUAGAAUAAAACAGCUAUCAAAAAAUGACAUACGCUGGUGGAUUGGAUUGCACUCUGAAGUAUCUAGUGAUGGAUUUCGGUGGAGAGAUGGGUCACCAUUAGUAUAUGAGAACUGGAAUGAAGGAAAAGAAAGAUCUGUGCGCACACAAGGUGAAAGAUGUGGCUUCAUUUCAUCACAGACAGGACUCUGGGGUGAUGAAAACUGUACCAUUUCUCUUCCUUCUAUUUGUAAGCGUAAAAUUGUAUGGAUAAUAGAGAGAGAAAUUCUAAAAAACCAGAACCAGCAAGGAGUAUGUCCCAAAGGAUGGCUGUACUUUGGAUUCAAGUGCUUUUUGAUACAAAUUCCAAAGGAUCCAGACCAUCUGACGAACUGGUAUUCUGCCCAAACUUUCUGCAGUGAACAGGAUGGGUCACUAGCUUCUAUUGAAAAUGAAGUAGAACAAGCUUUCGUAACAAUGAAUCUGUUUGGACAGAAGACUAGUGUUUGGAUAGGUCUGCAGAGUGAUGAUUAUGAAAAAUGGGUGAAUGAACAUCCGAAGGUAUAUUCCAAUUGGUCUCCAGUUGAAGUAGUUCAUGGUCAGAGAUAUAACAGUGCUAAUAUUCAAGAACAAGUUCCGUUGUGUACCUUGGUAUCAAAUAACCCUAAUUUUCAUUUUACGGGAAAAUGGUACUUAGAAAGCUGUCAGAAAAAUUAUGGUUUUAUCUGCCAAAAGACUCAAGAUACAUCCAAACAUGCCAUAGAUGCAUCUGAGAUGUAUCCAGUACCAGAUACUUUAGAAUAUGGAAACAGAACAUAUAAACUAAUACAUGGGAAUCUGACUUGGUUUGCUGCUUUAAAAACCUGCAUGGCAAAUGGAACUGAAUUGGUCAGCGUUACGGACCAUUAUCACCAAGCCUUCCUCACUGUCAUUGUAAACAGACUAGGAUACGCCCAUUGGAUUGGACUGUCUACCUCAGAUAAUGGGCUUAACUUUGAGUGGUCAGAUGGUACCAAGUCUUUGUUUACCUUUUGGGGAGACGAGGAGUCACAGUCACUGGGCAGCUGUGUUUAUAUUGAUAUUAAUGGGCAGUGGAAAAGUGCUAACUGUGAAAGACUUCUACAAGGAGCAGUUUGCCAUGUGCCAACUGAAAAGAAACUAAUUGAAUACAGAGGCUUAUGCUCAGAAAAAAAUGUCACCUGGAUAAAAUUUAGAAGCAAUUGCUACAGGUUUUCCACAGUUUUCGAGAGUACAAGUUUUGAUACAGCAUAUGAAUUUUGCAAAAAGCAAGGAUCUAACCUUUUAACUAUUAAAGAUGAAGAUGAAAAUGCUUUCGUUCUGGAAGAACUGCACCAUUUUGGUUCUUCUGUCCAAAGGAUUUGGUUGAACAUUCAGUUUGUUGUGGACAAUGACACAGUAACAUGGAUUGAUGGUUCUCCCUUAAAUUAUUCAAACUGGGGCAUCAGGGAGCCUGACUUGGAUCAUCUCAAAGGGAAUUUUUGUGUUGCUUUGAGGACCACAGAUGGAGUAUGGCAAUUAUCUCCCUGCAGAGAGAAAAAGGGAUUUGUAUGUAAAAUGGAUACAGAUAUCUUUGCAACAGUGCAAACAGUAAAAGCAUCACACAGUGGGAUCGUAGCUCUAGCUGUAAUGGUGACACUGGUGAUGGUGGCUGCUAUGUCUACAUUGCUGUGGUGCCUGUACAAACAGAACAACAGUCUCUUCAAUAGAGUACAAUGGUUCAGAAAUCCAGGUUAUUCACAAAUGAACUCUGAAGAUCUAGCUGUGGAAGAAAGCAUCCUCAUUUCUGAUCUUGAGAGAAAUAGUGAAAAUUAAUGGUGCAAGGACCACCAAAAUAAUUGCAUUUAAUACAGAUAAUACAAAGAAACUCUACAGACUAGUUCAUUUUAUGAACUAGUUACUACCUAGGACCAAAUCACACCUCAGUUUUUUGCAAUGGACAAAAUGAAGAGUGGAAAAACCAUUCAAAGGAGCAAAUAUCUGUCAAAAAGAAGGGGAGUGAAACCUAAGUAGCAGCUGUAUGUCCCCUCCCUCUGCUCCGGUGGUAGCUUCUCUGUGUGAAUUCUCUGCAAUAAGUCCUCUGCAGAUUUUUAGGGAGCACAAAUGGGCAGAGAGGGGUUAGAACCAGGAAACACAUGGUAUUCUCAGCAUCAGCCCAUCAGCAUUAACUUGGGUAGGUUUGCUCUCCAUUCCUGGAAACUCCUGUGGAAAAUGGGUUUGCUGAUUAAGAGCAGGUUUCCUUUGAAGCUCUGCUAGGGGAUGGAUUGUUCAAGGAUUAUCACUCUCUGUGAUGAUGCAAAAACCAGGAUGUUUGCCUCUUCUGUUCUUACAGAUUCAAGUACACAGGGCUCAAUCCUGCUCCCAUUGAAGUCAAUAGUAAAUCUCCCAUUGACUUCAGUGGUACAGUUCAGGCCCUGGGAUGGAAACCUGUUCUAAUUUGAUUUUGAUUCAAUACAGUUUAAGUGACCAGCCCUAGGAGAAUCACAGUGAGUCUUUCCCUUGUGAGAGAACCUAGAAUUCUCCAGUUGCUUGAAGAUCCUCAGGGUAGGCCCACAGAUCUCAGGACCUGCAAAACCUCUCAUACUACAUGGGACAAUUUAACAGAAACCCUAUGGCCUGAAGGCAGCAGAGAUUUUUCACUUAGCUUUGUUCCUUCUGUGUAUUUUGUUGUUUUUUGUUGCAUUUUAUUUUACACAGGAGGCAAAAUCUGGCCAUAAUUAACACUAAAUUUUUGCCCUGAUUUCAGGAAAUUUAAAACAUAAUCAGAUUACUACAAUAAUCUUUUGAUCAAUACCCAGUUUUGUGCAAAGAGAAUGACACUAGUAUCAUUUUUCAGACAUAGGAAUACCCUAUGUAGAUUUCCAGCAUGUGGAGAAGUAGAGCCAUUCCUGGUUGGUCUGCUUGCCUGUUUUGUUUAGGGGUUUUUUGGUUGGUUGGGCUGGGGUUAGGUUUUUAUUUGGUUUAAUUUUGUUCGUUUGUUUUGCAAAUAUAAAAUUAUGGGGGGGGGGGGGAAUUGGGAGUGUCAGAAUUGACCAGUUCAGUCCACCAUUCCUACCUUAUUGUUAAAACUGAAAUACUUAAAACUUGCCAUGAUGUACAGACUUUGACUUCUUCACGUUGUUAGUAUAAUAACAGGAGUUACUCCAAGUUACCUGUUAAAGAUUAAACUUUGAGAUAACACACUUGUUGGGGGCGGGGAGGGGGUUUCUGCAACAAACUAAGCACCUUGCUUUAAUCGUAUUUUUUUAGUCAGUGUCUGUAUGAAGAAACUGAUUAUAAUCAGUUUCACUCAAGCUAUGGUAAGAACUUCCUUUACUUUUCUCUUACAUAAGGAAUUACUGUUACACCACCUAAUUCUCAUAAUUACAGUUAGCACUAGCCCAGGACUAUAAAUGUUGAUUGUGUUUUCUGUUCUUCCUUGUAUUGAACUUCUGUUUCGAUUCCUCUAACUUGCUUUUCCUGGAUCACAGCCAUUUUGUAUUAUUCCUAAUCUGAAAAUUUGGUGAACACAUUUUCAUUCUGAUUCAUACUAAUAUUGAUGAUAUUGGCAAUUUGUUUCACUGUUAUUUCAGCUGGAAAGUUAAAAUAGUGUACAAAAAAAUAAUGCUCUUCUGUAUAGUUUUUUUCUUCCUUAAUCUUUCUCAUUUUAAAAUUGUGUUUGAGCCAAGUUCACCAUUGACAGAAGCAGGCACAAAACACUGACUGCAAUUAAAUCACACCUAUUUCACCAA